Microthlaspi erraticum is the source of this 336-nucleotide messenger RNA. The record is from the annotation of a GenBank genome assembly. NCBI's taxonomy places the organism in Eukaryota, Viridiplantae, Streptophyta, Magnoliopsida, Brassicales, Brassicaceae.
AUGUACUCCAUGAGAGACUCCAUGUUCUCCAUACCCGGCUCCGGAGGCAAGAUCACAGGAUCUUGGGAUCUUGAAAACCACAUAGCGCAUGACUCCUACUUUGGAUUAUAUCCAGAGCUUUUGCAAUCGGAUUGGGAUCGGUUGUGUAAAUGUGGCAGAAGCGAGCGCUUGGUGGAGUCACCCACAGGUGAAACUUAUUUUGUCAAGUGGUACAUGCAACGCUGCUCGACUAGUGGGAUGGCGCUUACGGAGCGGUUCUUGGUGUUCAAGGUGUUUAAAAACGAAAUGACAGUACACACUACAGAUAUUGGAGACCUCUGUAUUUUUCUGUGUUAA